This is a messenger RNA of Nelumbo nucifera (sacred lotus), 1044 nucleotides long. NCBI's taxonomy places the organism in Eukaryota, Viridiplantae, Streptophyta, Magnoliopsida, Proteales, Nelumbonaceae. The record is from RefSeq and is a predicted model, not a curated record.
AUGAACAUUCUCGACUUCAAUGAUAUCCCCAAUUUCACUGGUUCCAUCCCCUACUCCAUCACAAAACUUCAGAACCUCGAUACUCUCAGCAUAUGGAACACCAGCCUCUCGGGUCCUAUUCCUGAAUUUCUAAGCCAACUCAAAAAUCUCAGAGGCAUAUUCGAAUUGGGUUUUUUCACUCCUGGUAAUUCUACCAACAACCGGUACCUGGGGAUUUGGUAUCGUGGUGUGUCUCCUCAAACGCUUGUGUGGGUCGCCAACAGAGACCGCCCAAUUCCAAAUUGGAAUGGAGUGUUUACCAUCUUCGGGGAUGGAAACCUCCAGAUUUUAGAUGAAGGAAAAGUAGUUUGGUCUACAAAGGUUGCAACUGCAACCACUAACACCACCUCUAUUCUCUUGGAUUCUGGGAACCUUAUCCUGACGGCAGGAGGAAGAGGAGGAGGAGGAGAGAAUGGGAAUCACAACCCGAUAUGGCAGAGCUUCGUUUAUGAUGAACGCAACCCAUCGAAUACGUUCCUCCCAAGAAUGAAGCUGGAGGCAAACCAGAUGUUAAGAUCAUGGACAGAUGAGUAUGAUCCAGCACCAGGAGCAUUCACAUUUGAGCAUCAUGGUAAUGGAUCAACCGUCUAUUGGAGAAGUGGAUCAUCGGAUGGAUUAUCUUUCUUAGUGAUCUACUUGCUAUCAAAUUACAGUGCCGAUGCCAUUGAUUAUUCCAAUGGAAAUCUGUUGGACCAACUCACAAGGAAAAGUAUUAACCCAUCCCAAGUCAAUAGAAGCGUAACGAAAUUCAAUUACAGGAACACGAGGCUGAGAAGCCAUAAGUGGGAAUUGUUAUGGUCGUUACCGAACGACAACUGCAACGUCCACAAAGUAUGUGGUGCCAACGCUGUUUGCAACGUCAAUAAUACGCCGGCAUGUGAAUACUUGCCUGGGUUCCGUGCCCAAUCGCAGGAAGAUUGGGAUUCCGGCAACCAUUCCGGUGGGUGCACGAGAACCACUGCAAAUAACGAGCCAUGCAUGUUACAGAACCUGGAUGAACUAUAA